Phragmites australis (common reed) is the source of this 1390-nucleotide messenger RNA. RefSeq lists its product as uncharacterized. The coding region runs from base 69 to 1100 and encodes 343 amino acids. NCBI's taxonomy places the organism in Eukaryota, Viridiplantae, Streptophyta, Magnoliopsida, Poales, Poaceae. Gene Ontology annotation, molecular function: phosphoprotein phosphatase activity. The transcript is spliced from 5 exons. The record is from RefSeq and is a predicted model, not a curated record.
UUCCACGAAGGCAAGCUGCUCCACACCACCACACAAGGAGAGACCGACCACCGCCUCCCUCCGACUCUAUGAUUGCUUCCUCCCAGUUAGUCUCUGCCUCCACGGAGAUGUCGGCGGCGGCGGAGGUGACGCAGGUGCAGGUGCAGCAGCGGGGGCAGGCCGCAUGGCGGGUGGCGGCGGGGUGGCUGGGCUGCCUCUUCCAGAUCCUGCUCCAGAUCAUGCGCGGCAGGCCCUCUUCCUGGGCGCAGUCGCUCUCCUUCCUCGGCCUCAGCCACCCGCUCCUCGCCGCCGCCGCCCAGCCGCAGCCGUCGCCGGAGGUGGCCUUCGUGCAGGUCCCCUCCGAGGCCCCCGCCGACGCGUCGCCUCCGCCACUCCGGCGGCUCACGGUGGUGCUCGACUUGGAUGAGACUUUAGUUUGCGCUUACGACUCGUCGGGCCUUCCUGCUUCUCUGCGCACGCAGGCUGUUGAAGCAGGAUUGCAUUGCUUUGACAUGGAGUGCAUAUCGUCUGAUAAGGCAAGUAAGCAGCAACCUUGUGCCAGUUGCUUAUCAAUUGCUGUUUGCACUUUAGAAAGGUAUUUACGGGAAGUUAUGCUUGGUGGUGUAAAGGAUGCUGAAGGAAGGCAGAGGGUAAAUCGUGUAACUGUCUUUGAGCGUCCGGGCUUGCAUGAGUUUUUGCAGCGAACUAGUGAAUUUGCUGAUCUUGUUCUCUUUACAGCUGGUUUGGAAGGUUAUGCAAAGCCUCUAGUUGACAGGAUAGAUGCUUUCAAUAGAUUCAGUCACCGCCUCUAUCGGCCAUCAACUGUUACUACGGAAUACAGAGAGCAUGUAAAAGAUCUCUCUUGUUUGUCCAAAGAUUUCUGCAGAAUCGUCCUUGUUGAUAACAACCCAUACAGUUUCUUACUGCAGCCAUUGAAUGGAAUACCCUGUAUUACAUUUUCAGCUGGACAACCUGUUGAUGAUCAGCUCAUGGGAGUGAUAUUUCCACUUCUCAAGCACCUUUCUCUGCAAAAGGAUGUUAGGCCUGCAUUGUAUGAAACGUUUCACAUGCCAGAGUGGUUCCAAAGACAAGGAAUCCCACAAAUUGAUCAGGCAGUUUAGGUAUUGCCACAAACAUAUUGGAUUAUUGGGUGAAGGCUCAAAGCCAGCUACGCAACUUGGGAGAACACUUGUACAGUCUGUACUCAGUAACUACCCUUUGCUUUGAUACAUGAAGACCUUGUUCAGCACGGAAUAACAAUGUUUGGAGGGAGCGAAAGAGAGAAAAUGAAUUGUAAUUUAGCACACUGAUAGAUCUUUAUUUGGGAUGUGAAUCUUAAUUUAUCAUUGUAUAGCACCUUUUUUUUUUGUCAGUCACAGUUCAUAUAAUGUCACAAAUACUUUUACGGGUU